Messenger RNA from Aspergillus saccharolyticus JOP 1030-1, 1950 nucleotides. RefSeq lists its product as uncharacterized. The record is from RefSeq and is a predicted model, not a curated record. Lineage: Eukaryota; Fungi; Ascomycota; Eurotiomycetes; Eurotiales; Aspergillaceae. The coding region runs from base 340 to 1893 and encodes 517 amino acids. The transcript has a single exon.
CUUCCCCUUUUAGUGGGAAAAAAACGCCCCCCCUUUCGAAUUGCCCAAAUUCAAUCUUGCCCCGAUGAUCGGUUGCCAUCUCCAAUCAAUUACUCACUCACGUCUCAAACCUUGGUCUCGUCCCUUAUUUUCAAGCAUUCGCGUCAUUUCCUUCAUUUCCAUCCCCGUUACCCGACGUACACCUGUCCUUUGCUCUAAUAGUGUGCGAGGUUCCUAGUAUAUUCCGUGUCUCAUACCGAAUCUGUCUCCUCUCAACGGCGCCGUGCUCAAUACCAUCUAUCUUGUGCAGACCUUCGACCAUCACCAGCGAACGAGCCAACAAGGAUAACGUGCGCCGCCAUGGAUGACUCUAUCGACCCUGAAUCAAUUGUCCCUCCUGCCCGCGCCGGUUCGCCUUCUGAAUCGGUCCCAGCGACGCCGGCCAUCUCCUCUUGCCCAUCGCCAGGCCGCACCUUCUCCUCCCUCUCCUCGCUAUCGGCCUCAUCUGCUACCUCUGCCGAUGCCAGGUCUUCGAUAUCGACCUCCUCCAAGCGGCGAGGCUACAUCCGCACCCAGGGAGCCGAGUUCGCAGAUUCGGCGAAGAACAGGGAAAGCGUGAUGAGUCUGGGUAGCAUUGCGCAUCUGCAAUACUACUUUGCUCGCACUGGCUUGCUAGAUGGGAAGGGUGGCCAGGCUCGUGCCUAUAAGAAAAAGAAGAAGAAUCCAGAGGAAUUGCCUCGCCUGCUGUUGACUCCCAACGCUCGGUUCAUCGACGAGUUGACCGUCAGCCCUACCGAGGAAGAGAGCAUCGAUCCCCGCGAUUCCGGCUUGGAGGACGAAGGGGACGAGAUGGACGAGGACGUCGAGGUAAUGCUUCCGCCCACCGUGAGCACGUACAGCAUCAAGACGCAUCACAUUCCGUCCCCGCCGAAACUGAAGGCUCUCCGGAAAGACUUGAUGGAAGCGAUGGAAAAAGCCGAUCGCGCGAUCGACUCCCUCGACACGCAGAAGGACCCACCGGCAGAAAUGAUCCCCCCGCGCAUUAGUUUCUCCUCCAACGAGCCCGCCGACAGUGAGGAUGACUCGACACCACAGCCCCCUUCCGAGACAGUUCCUCAGACAUGGCAGGAGAUCCAGGGCAUGCGUGUCUUGGAUGCGGUCACGUUCGCUAUCCGGGCUGCAAAGAUCUAUUACACUGCACAUGAACGUCCUGAGCGACUGGCCUCAAUCAAGGACAAGCGGGAGAUUCGGAAGGAGCUCUUCAGUGUGCUGGAGGUGAUGAAGCGAUGGGCAUCGCGGAAUUUUGCCGAUGGGCUUCGCGAGGACGAGCGAUCUGCUAUCAGGGGCUGGAUGGGCAACGUACGCGAUAUGUUGGCGCGGGAGGCUCAGCUGGAAUCGUUCGAAGCCAAAGAGCGAGCUGCUUGGAUUUGGACGGAAGGAGAGUGGACAGGCAAGGAGCGGGACCGGGAAACGUUGUUCCUGCGCAGCCUGAUCGGCGCCGACGCGCAGCUGCCCACAUGGAGCGCCCCGGAAGAUAACUCACCGCCGCCUGCCAUGCUGGAACGUCUGCGCGACGGUCGAGACCUGGUGCGGGCCCAUAAUUUCGCCAUCAAGAAUUCUAAGCGGCCAGUGUUCGACAUCAAGAAUUACCACCAAGAUGUCGGGAAGCCAUAUCGCAUGGCCGAGAACCUGCGGUUCUGGAUCAAGGCGGCCGAGCUACGAUGGGAGACCAAGCUUGAGAUCGACGUUAUGGGGGUGGUUCAGGGCAAUAGCAACGAGGCCUGGAAGCAGUUCGACACCGCUCUGCUGGCUUGGUGUAGGGUUGUGCGUGAGGAGCUAGUGCGGGACUGGCGGGAACGGCGGGCUUCGGCUGCCAGUCUUCCUAGUGACGAUCUCGUGAUCCGUCCUUUGUAAGAAGGGAGGAUCUCGGACGCCAUCAGGCGAGGAGGAGUAUAGGUAAAAGGAGAAGUG